UUCAGUUCGUGCAACCAUGUCGCAGUUGAUUUUGUGCAUUUUUAUUUUGCUCUUUUCCAAGGCAUACAUGCUUUUAAUACCUGAAGCUUACGAUGCCCGUUUGGUGUCCUUCAUCUCGUUGAGUGAAGGCGGUGUUUGGGAUGUCAGUAAAGUGCGCAUCGCAGGACGGGAGCGCAAGUUGAAUGGAUCAAUCAGCAUACUGGAAGAUCUGGACGAUGAACAGUUCUCAUUCUACGCUGAGGCAUACACCGAUCGAGAGGGUAGUGGCAGAUACAAGAAGCUUCCCUACACCAUGCCCAUGACACCCAUCUGCAAGGGCUUCAAUAUGUAUCUGCCAUACUUUGCGGACAGUGCCAAGUUCGGUGUAAACAUUGAUUUUCCCGUCGAUCAUCCGCCGUGUCCCUUGCCAAAGGGCACUUAUUAUCUAAAGGAUAUUCUGCUGAACACGUCCAAGUGGCCUUCCCUAAUGCCACGAGGUUACAUGAAGGGCGUUGCGUAUUUCUUCAAGAAUGGCGAAAAUGCCGGGGUCGUCCAGGUAACUACCCAUGUGGUGGAUCGAGAUUAGUGAGGCCCCAAAACGGAACAGGAUUCGUAUGAUCUCACUGCAGAUUUCUCACUUUUCCACAUACUAUCCCUCUCCUAAUCACCGGAAAUCCAAACGAUUGUCUAAGUUAUCUUGUAAGUCUGCGCAUGAUCUACCUAUGUUUCAAUACAGAACU
Drosophila guanche is the source of this 719-nucleotide messenger RNA. RefSeq lists its product as uncharacterized. The record is from RefSeq and is a predicted model, not a curated record. The coding region runs from base 17 to 565 and encodes 182 amino acids. Lineage: Eukaryota; Metazoa; Arthropoda; Insecta; Diptera; Drosophilidae. The transcript has 2 exons.